GAUCAAAAAGUUUUACGGGGAUAGAGACACAGAAGGCAACGAAGUCUUACUUACACGGCGAUGGGUUGGGAAGGAGAAUGGGUACCUUAAUGAGAGAGGAUAUUUUAUGGUUAAUGGAGAGGAAUCUUCAUUGCCUUGGAGUACCUGUUGUCUUCACCACAUCUUAUGGGGAUAGCCAAGGUAUUCUUGGCUAUGUGAGAGAGUUAUGUGAGGAUGGGAAGCUUGAUGAAGUAAUUGAUCCAAUGGUGGCAAAAGAUAUGACAUGUUGUCAAAGAUUGCAGGUGGAAGCGUGUGUGGUGCUGGCUUUGAGAUGCUGUAAGAAAAGAGAUGAAGAUAGACCAAAGAUGAUCCAAGUAGCUAAAGAACUCAAGCGGAUUCAGACAUCAUGGAAAGAUCCAUGCUAUCAACUGUCUGUCAUGGUAACUCCGGAUUCAUCGCUUAUACCAAUGAUCAGCAUUGUUGCAGGCAAUCCAGGUGAGAAAUGGGAAACGUUUGAAACAAAGAUGGCUCAUGGUAGUAGCAUAAUCGCUUUCUUAAGAUAUAAGCUACACGAGAAUGGUUGAGCAGGAGCUUGAGCUCUGCACUGUCUUAAUACAGAUUAUGCCACUAG
This is a messenger RNA of Arabidopsis arenosa, 610 nucleotides long. The record is from the annotation of a GenBank genome assembly. Lineage: Eukaryota; Viridiplantae; Streptophyta; Magnoliopsida; Brassicales; Brassicaceae.